CCCGAAUAAAUAAUGCAGAGAAAGAAGCACCUGGUAAAUUCUCGUGUCUAACAGAAGAAGUCAGCAACAUGAUGAUCGAAGCUUCUCCUCCAUAAUUCUUCACAGCUCAAGAAAUUUCAAGAAUUGCCUUCACCUUGGCUAUAAAUAAAGUAGGAGGCCUGACCAAAUCAAGUAAGGCAAAAGAAUCCUCAAAGCAAGAGAAGCCCUCAAUCGAAAUCUUGUACAAACCAGCUCUUAGUACCCGGAACAGUACAAUUUUUCUGGGAAAUAGAAAGAUGUCAGUAUUUCCGCUGCAAUCAAUGCUGUUGAAUACCUUCUCGUCCGAGUCUUCAUGCUGCUCAAUGGACUGGAAGGAAACCCCAGAAGCCCACGUUUUCAAGUUUGAUCUUCCGGGACUGACAAAAGAAGACGUGAAAGUCCAAAUUCACGACAACCAGGUUCUCCAUUUAAGUGCUGACAGGAAAGAUGAGGAUAAUCAGGAAACUGGUGAGUCUGAUGAUCGAAAGCGUGGUGGUGGUGGGGGUGGUGAGUAUAAGUGGCACUGCAAAGAGCGGAUUUGUGGUGGGAGUUUCCAGAGGGAGUUUCGGUUGCCUGAAGAUGCAUUGGUUGAUCAGAUCAAGGCUUCAAUGAGUGAUGGGGUGUUGGUUGUUACCGUGCCUAAAGAUCAUCAUUUGAAGAAGAAAAAGUUGAAGCACGGAGCAGUUGAAAUUUCAGGUGUGGAUGGCCGAAAUGAUGCUUUUUCUCCUAAAGGAUUUGUAAGGUUUGUUUGCUGCAAAGCUUAGUGGGAAAAUGGGCAUUUGCCCAAAAGCAUAAGAUUCUUGGGAUCUGGUGAUUCUCAUCUGCAUGUAUAUAUAGUAUGUAUUCAGGAUUUGCUUUUCUAUUUGAUGCGUAAAAUGUUUAACGUCUUUUUAUUCGGUUGUAUAGUUUAGGUGGAUGAUUCUGUUCGUAAGUAAUUGCUUGAAGAAACCCAUAGAAGAAGAAAAAAAAAGAGUUACC
Coffea arabica (coffee) is the source of this 996-nucleotide messenger RNA. Its product is annotated as 18.1 kDa class I heat shock protein-like. NCBI's taxonomy places the organism in Eukaryota, Viridiplantae, Streptophyta, Magnoliopsida, Gentianales, Rubiaceae. The record is from RefSeq and is a predicted model, not a curated record.